This is a messenger RNA of Ichthyophthirius multifiliis, 517 nucleotides long. RefSeq lists its product as hypothetical. The transcript has 2 exons. The record is from RefSeq and is a predicted model, not a curated record. Lineage: Eukaryota; Ciliophora; Oligohymenophorea; Hymenostomatida.
AGAUGAUUAAUCUAUUAAAUGAAAGAAAACAACUAUUUGAUAAACUUGAAUAAGCUGUUCAAAGUAAAGAUGAUCUACAAAUAAGCUGUAUAGUUGAUUCCUUAAGACUUAGAUUAGGAUUAUCUGGUAAAACAAGAAAUUAAGCCUUAUAUUCAUUUUUCGAUGAAAUUGUAAAACUACUAAUGCCAUUUCAUAUGAAAUAUUUACUAUAUAUUGCUUAAGAAAGUAUUUAUUUUUAUAAUUUAAUAAUGUUUGAUUUUUUUUUAAAAAAGAUUUGGAAAUAUUUAAUACAUAAAAUAAUGAAUAAUAAAAAAAUAAUAGUUAAUCGUGGUUUUAAAACAUAUAAAUGACAGAAGGUUAAAUAUUUUAGAUUAAGUAAAAAAUAAUGAAUUCUUAAGCUUUAUACGAUAAAAUAUUAAAUUAACUAGAUUAAGUGAAAAAAUAAAUUAUAAUUUAAAACGAAUUCGCUUAAAAUUUUAUUGAUGAUUUAAGAAAUUAUUUUCCUCCUAUUAAUAUU